CGAGAGCCCCGUAUGUGGUCAUUCUAUUUUUUGUCCUUUGUAGUAGCAAGACGUGUCAAGCAUGGGAAAGAAAGGGAAGAAGGGAGCUGGUAAGAAAAAAGGUUCGAAAAGUUCUACUGCAAGCAGUACGGAGAGAAAGAAGGUGGAAGAGCCGAAAAUGACGAUGGAAGAAGCGAGACUGGCGUUUCUAAUAAACGUGAAGAAGAGGUCGUGCGAUGAGUUUGAGAAAGAGCUGGAUAAAUUGAAACUCGAUAGGGAAUGUCUGAGGGAGAAGAACAGGAGAUUAAAGAUAGAGCAGCUGCGAUAUGUAAAGGAUCUUGCAGGACAAAUGAAGGAGCAAGAUGCUGAGGCUGCUCAGGCUGCAACUGUUGCUCGUGAACACGUCGAAGAAGCAAUAAGAGAAAAACUACAAGCUGCACGAGACGCAGAGAACGAUAUCAAGAAAAUGAAGGAGAGAAUACAAACAAUAAAGCUCAGCACUGAAGACUUGAAAAGAGAAGUGAAACUGCAAGAAAGAUACAAAGAUGUCGGACAACACAAAGACAGAGAGCAAAUUAACCUUUUAGAAGAAACUUUGAUGGACUGGCAGAGAGACCUUGAACAAACUGAAAAGGAUUUAAAGAAAAGCCUCAAACUGACUCGUAGGGAAAUAAACGAACAGGCAGAAGAGCAGAUUGGAACGCAGCGACAUACUGCCGCUGAAUAUGCCAUUUCUCAUCUUGACAGGGGCACUCGAAAGCAGAUUAUUGAAAACGAGAGACUGCACAGAGAGAUUAAAAUACAUCGUGAUGCCGUCGGGGUGUUGCGUUUGGAGGUCGAGGGUCUAGAGAAACGUAAUCUGGACAUGCUGACAGAGAUGAUGAAAAACGCUGGAGAUGAAUUAGCCAUAGCAACGCAGUUCUAUAUGCCCAGAGUUGAGCAUGAGGAGGACGACGAGAAUGAUGAGCUGGAUCUCACACACGACGACGAUGAAACCGGAACGUACUCAUCAACAGAUGAAGAACACACACCAGAUGACGACCAUCACUUGACUAAGUCAGAGAUAGCCUCUUUGUAUGUCGUCGGCAAGGGCUUGAAGCCCGAGAACAGUGAGGCCAACGAAGGAGCCAGUGCAAAAAGCCCUGGCAAAUGGCCUGUCACAGCCAACAUGCUGAAAUCAGUGCUAUCCACUUCAUAACGAUUUUAAAACAGAUUACUUAAUUAAAUGUUUUCAUUAAGUAAAAUACAAUGACAAUGAAUUGUAUGUACGAAGAUUGUGUUAUAUACAAAGAGAGUAGACUA
This is a messenger RNA of Corticium candelabrum, 1281 nucleotides long. Its product is annotated as myosin-3-like. Lineage: Eukaryota; Metazoa; Porifera; Homoscleromorpha; Homosclerophorida; Plakinidae. Bases 62 to 1177 code for a protein of 371 amino acids. The record is from RefSeq and is a predicted model, not a curated record. The transcript has 9 exons.